AUGAUAAGUAUUUUUGGGCCAUUUGAAUCAAAAUUUAUUCGUCCACAAUUAUCCGAUAUUAUUAACAAGGAUUCAACAGAUAAUAUAAUUCUUUCAACAAAUUCACAAGAUGAUCAAUCAGUUUUUCUCGAUGAAGAUCAUGAUCCAAUAACAACAAAUAUCGAUAAUAUUAAUGGAAAAACAAAUUCAUCUUUUACUGAAAAUCAUGAUCAUGAAUGUUUAAAAGUAAAUUCAAUAAUUGAUGAUAACAUUUCAACAUAUCAAGUUCAACGAAGAAAAAGUGUUUCAUCUCGUUUUCGAUCUGAACAAGAAAUAGAUGAACUAUUUUUGAUGAAAAUUUAUUCUUAA
This is a messenger RNA of Rotaria sp. Silwood2, 348 nucleotides long. Lineage: Eukaryota; Metazoa; Rotifera; Eurotatoria; Philodinida; Philodinidae. The record is from the annotation of a GenBank genome assembly.